Molecule: messenger RNA, 1884 nt
Organism: Dacryopinax primogenitus
Lineage: Eukaryota; Fungi; Basidiomycota; Dacrymycetes; Dacrymycetales; Dacrymycetaceae
Exons: 5
Coding region: 1-1884 (627 amino acids)
Cellular component (GO): NuA4 histone acetyltransferase complex
Molecular function (GO): protein binding
Source: RefSeq, a predicted model, not a curated record
AUGCCACGUUUCACGCGCUCACGGAAGAUCCGUCGGCUCCGCGUUUGGUCACCUGCACCAGCGACGAGCGCGUCGUUCAUGCAUGUCACUUUGGCGAUGACGACCGACCCGCACUUACGCGAGCAGUACGACCAGCUCAGCCUACGAGAACGCCUGCUCAUCUCUCAGGCGGUGUAUGAGCUGGGUGUGGGCGACCUGAAUGCUGUGGCCAAGCUGGUUAGGGAUCAUCCGCUUGUCAACCGGCCGGAGUUCUUCACCCCCGAAGCGUGCGGGACGUACUAUGCCCAGUUGAUGGUUGAUCUGGGAGAGGAUACUGCAGAUGUGAAGAAUCCGGUAACGGCUGUACACGCACCAAUCCACCUCAAACUCGCCCGAAAGCUCUGGACUGCCCGUGUGGCAGAAUUACGCACGCAAAUCCAUCAAAAGGAGGAAGACUUCCACAGGCUGUUUCAGGAGAUAGAAGAUAUCCGUGCUGGCAAAUGGGAUGAGAGGAUCGUCAGUGAGCUGAGGGAGAAGGGGAAGUUAACUGCCGCGGGGGAUGAUGAACUUGCAGCGGAGAAAGAGGAUGCACAGGAGCAGCCAGAGGUCCAGCUUGAUACUAUGGUCAAGGAACAUGACGAAGAGCCAGAAGCUGCGGUCGAAGAACCGGUCGUCCAUCUGGAGGAAGAUGUCGAAAUGGCCGAUAUGACCGCCGAAGAAGCUGCUGAAGAGUUUGCAGAAGCUGAGGCUGAGGCUGAGCCAGAGCGCGAAGCUGAACCGGAAGCUGAAACAGAAGCAGAAGCGGACGUAGAAGCAGAAGCAGAAACUGAAGCACCCGAAGAACCACACACAGCGGAAGAAGUGGACAUGGGUGAACCUGAAGAGAUGCCGACCGAGGAAGCCGAACCUGAAGUGGAGGAAGAAGCUGCUGGGCUUCGUGAGGAGAGCUCCCCGGCUGAAGAGACGCCGUUGCUGGAGGCUAGCGAGCCUGAGCCUGAACCUGAACCUGAACCUGCGGAACCCGACCAUGAAACUGAACCUGAACCGGAGCCGGAGCCGGAGCCAUCGCAUCCUCGUCGACGUGGACUCCGCUCACGAAAAUCGACGCCCGCACCCGGAUUGUUCACCGUCGGUUCACCUAGGACACGUCCCCAUGAUCGUGUUUCACCCUUUCAUGAAGAAGAUAUCGCCGUUCGCGCAUCCCAUGAGACGGAGCAGGAUGGCUCUCCUCCAAACGCGGAGGAGGCCGAAACUGGUGCCUCGGUUGCCGACGAGACACGCUCAGAACGAGAGAAGAGCGUGAAGCGCGAAUCGACGGUAGAGAUGGAUACGGAGCCUUCGCUCCCUUCACAGCGGCGCUCCCGAAGCGGACGGUUCAGCAAACGCAAGGUUUCGGAGAGUGGCCUGGGAUCCCCUGUAGAGAUCGAGCUCGAGCCACCUGCAAAACGCAGGCGGAAGAGGAGCGAGUCCUUCGCCAGCACAGUGGAAAAGUCUUCCCCAGCCCCUGUUGUGCCCCUCCCCCCGCAAGCGCCGAUGACCCCCGGACAAGCAAGUGCGAACCUAAAGCGGUUCCAGGCGAUGAUUGGCCCUUUGCUGACGCAGAUCAUGGCCCAUCGGAACGGGAACGUGUUCAACAACCCUGUUACGGAGAGCGACGCGCCCGGGUACAGGGAAACAGUCAGGCGGCCCAUGGACUUGAAGACGAUCAAAGCGCGUAUCCGGGAUGGUCAAAUAACCAACUCGCAAGAGUUUCGGAGGGAUGUCUACCUCAUGUUUGCCAAUGCGCUGAUGUUUAACCCCCCUGGGUCGGAUGUUGCGAAAAUGGCGAGGGAGAUGAUGAAAUUUAGUGACGGUGUGAUCAGGGACUUUCUUAUGACGGAGGAGCUUGUUGGGAUUAGUAUCUGA